CCCUACUUAAAUAGCUGCAUUACAGCCCUUAUUGUACCUUAUCGCAUACCAGGUGACGUGGAUUACACCCUGAGCUCCUUCCAACAAAGAUCUAAUAAAUCAAAUAACAACGUUGAGGCUCAUCCCAGAUUCCUACGCUUAAAAGUGACUCACCCAGCUAACCCAUGCAAUCAAUACAUCUAGUUGCUAUUAGUCUGAAGAUAAUACGAGAGACAGAUGAGACUAUAAAUAUUGGCUGCCUUAGGUAGUUAUGGGGAAAUAACGAGUCCCUGUUGAGAUAGUUCAUCCUUGAUGCUUUUCCAGAAUCCACUAUUCUUCCGUCUCAUACGCCUAGGUCCCAAACGCUUAUCAAUUAUAAGUGUUCUUACUAGAGGCGUCUGUUUGUCGGUUCCUAGGAUGUCUGCUGGCGAGCCGGAUUCUGUGCCGGCAUCUGGCCCGGCGAAUGAGACAACUUACAAACCACGGUAUAUUGAUAUUGGUAUCAAUCUUGCAGACCCAAUAUUCCGUGGCCAGUAUCAUGGUACCCAACGACAUCCCGACGACCUAAGCGCCGUCGUAUCGAGAGCCCGGGAAGUCGGCUGCCAUAAACUUAUAAUUACGGGCUCUGACUUCACAAGUUCCAGGCAUGCUCUUGAGAUAGCUAGAGAAUACCCCGGUACUGUAUACACCACCGCUGGCAUUCACCCCUGUUCUAGUGCUAUAUUUAGUACAACACACUCCCAUGUAGAUACAAACGGCCACACGAUGCCCUGUGAUGCAGACCCCUCUAAACCAAUCUCGGAAGAUGACGAGCCUGAUGUUGAAAGGACGACGUCAAUUAUCGAAGAACUCCGAGAUCUCAUCGAUCAGGCACGGGGCAGUAGCGCUGGCCAAAGCCCACUCGUCGCCUUCGGCGAGUUCGGGCUCGACUAUGACCGCCUGCACUACUGCUCCAAGAAGAUCCAACUCCACUCAUUCGCCGCACAGCUCGACCUAGCCGUAUCCCUAAAACCGCAACUGCCCCUAUUCCUACACUCGCGAGCCGCGCACGCCGACUUCGUCGGCCUCCUAAAAGAGAAGUUCGGCCCGCGGCUCGAGAAACUAGAGCGUGGCGCCGUCGUCCACAGUUUCACGGGCACCGCCGAGGAAAUGCGCGAGCUUAUGGACCUUGGGUUGUAUAUCGGUACCAACGGCUGCAGUUUCAAGACCGCCGAGAACUGUGCCGUUGUCCGUGAAAUCCACCUCGAUCGCCUUAUGCUCGAGACCGACGGUCCCUGGUGCGAAGUACGUCCUAGCCACGAGGGCUGGAAGUACCUCAUCGACGCGCCGAAGCCUGCGGACGUACCCCAACCGGACGCAAGUACGAGUACCAGCACCGAAACAACUGGCACUAGUACGCCGUCAGAACCGGCAAAGCAGCAACCCAAGGGCAAGCAGCAGCAACAGUCCAAGAAGCAGCCUAAGAAGAAGGAACCGGAAGUGCCAGAGCGCUAUAAAGUCGUGAAGAAAGAGAAGUGGGUUGAAGGCGCCAUGGUAAAGGGGCGCAAUGAGCCGUGUAUGAUCGAGCGGGUCGGAAAGAUCGUUGCCGGCAUCAAAGGCGUUUCGGUAGAAGAGGUUUGCGAGGCGGCCUGGCGGAAUACUACCAAGGUAUUUCCUAUAGACGAAUAGAACAGAUUACUAGAAAGCGAAGGAUAGACAUCAGAAGAGUUCAUUUAAUGGACACUUUGAAGGUAAAAAGAGGAAUAAGGCCUUUUUUCUU
Messenger RNA from Daldinia vernicosa, 1738 nucleotides. RefSeq lists its product as uncharacterized. Gene Ontology annotation, molecular function: 3'-5'-DNA exonuclease activity. The transcript has 3 exons. The record is from RefSeq and is a predicted model, not a curated record. Gene Ontology annotation, cellular component: cytosol. The coding region runs from base 292 to 1647 and encodes 451 amino acids. NCBI's taxonomy places the organism in Eukaryota, Fungi, Ascomycota, Sordariomycetes, Xylariales, Hypoxylaceae.